AUGGAGUCUUCAACCACCACCCAAAGUGGUCUCUCAUUUGGUCUUGACGCCUUUAGCAUAGACACCUCACCCCCCCACAGCUGUGUCUCCCCCAACUCAAGCUACCCUAGCAGCGUCUCCCCCAACUUAACCUACCCCAGCUGCGUCUCCCCUGAAAUCAAUGACAAGCCCCAGCCACUCUCCGAGAACGGAUUUACCAAAGCUCCGAAGGCGCAAGCAAAUGGAAAUACCAAAAGCCAAGCCACCACCGAACAGCUUCACCACCAAUCCAACGGGGGCGUGACGGGAAUACGUACGCAAUGGCAACCAUUGCAGGACGACAAAAACAACAAGCAACACGCUCCGUUCGAGCCAGAGCCGCUGGCCGGGCUCAAGCAAAAGUUCCCCCCGUCCCCAAGCGAGAGCGAGAGGGCAAAGCCCCAAUAUCCCGACCCAACAAACAACCCCGCCCAAGGCAUCAACAGUGCGGGAAUCGACCUCGGACUGCAGAGCAAGACAGCCUGGUGGGGCCUGCUGGACGUAACAAAAAGCAUGGCAGCCACCAAAACCCGCCUCGCCGAGAGCGCGCGGUUCGCGCAGAUGUCGGUGGCCGAGGUGGCGUAUGCGUCGGCGGCCAUCGCCGACCUCGAGGACGCGGUCGUCUUGGCCCAGGGCGAGCUGGUGCUGCGCCAGCAGGUCAUCCGGCGCCUGGAGGAGCAGGUCAAGACGCUGGUCGUGGAGCUGGAGGAGCGAGAUAACGCCCUGGCUGGCGCGGCGGCGGAUGCCGACCUCAUAAAGAGCCUUGUGGCGGAGCUGCAGGCGAGGGAGAGAAAUGGUGACGCCGGCAAUGAUGCUAAAUCUUCCGCCCAGGAGGGGGGUGAGCCGAAGGCCGGCAUGACGCGCCACGUUAAAUGGGCCGCGGAUGACAAUGACAAGAUCGUGAACAAUGUGAUCAAACUGAUCCAGGACCUGGAGUACAGGUAUUCGCUGCUCAGAGAGAGCCUCGAGAGCACCCACACCAUGUUCCGGGAGGCUCUGGCGCUUGCGGUGCCGGCGUUCGCUUCCCACCUGGCGGAGACGGCUAAGAAGGCGAGCGAUGCGGCGGCGCAGGCCGCUCUUGAUGCUGGCGAGGAUAACGCUGUGCUUUGA
Molecule: messenger RNA, 1128 nt
Organism: Chaetomium globosum CBS 148.51
Lineage: Eukaryota; Fungi; Ascomycota; Sordariomycetes; Sordariales; Chaetomiaceae
Exons: 2
Coding region: 1-1128 (375 amino acids)
Source: RefSeq, a predicted model, not a curated record